Messenger RNA from Medicago truncatula (barrel medic), 711 nucleotides. RefSeq names its product transcription elongation factor B polypeptide 3. NCBI's taxonomy places the organism in Eukaryota, Viridiplantae, Streptophyta, Magnoliopsida, Fabales, Fabaceae. The coding region runs from base 47 to 697 and encodes 216 amino acids. Gene Ontology annotation, biological process: transcription elongation by RNA polymerase II. Gene Ontology annotation, cellular component: elongin complex; nucleus. The record is from RefSeq and is a predicted model, not a curated record. The transcript has a single exon.
AAUAUCUGCAAGAAAGAAGCCAUCGUUGUUUCAAAGGAAUCCUGUUAUGAUGAAGAGAAAGGAUCAAACAUCUUUGGUUGAUCUUUGUGUUGAGAAAGCUAUUGAUAAUGUAAAAUACCUUGGAGAUGUUAGUCAUGUUGAUCAUCAUAUGCUUGAGAGAAUCUUGCCUCACUGCACACUUGAUCAGUUGAUGCAUAUUGAGAAGGCAAGUGAAGGGAUGGAUUUGAGCCCUAUAACUGAUAAAUUGUGGAAAAAAUUCUUUGAAAAGCAGUUUGGUAUAAAUUGCACUAAUGAAGUAGUUAAGAAGAUGAAAGAAAAAAGAGUUUCAUUCACUUGGUUGCAGCUGUAUGAGGCUAAGGUAAAAAAAAUGGCUCAGGCUGAGAAUGAAGCAGUUGAUCGACUCGCGCAACGCUACAAGGAAGAAGAUGCAAGAAAACAAAGCAGGAAAAUAAAAACAUGCACCAUAGUUCCACCUAAUAAAAGAAGAUUUUCUGGAGACAACGGACCUGGAUCAAAUGUGAAGAGCAGCAACAUAAUGAAGAAGUCAAAGAAAGAUUUUCUUAAUAGUUUUGAGGUAAAAAAUAUCACAGCAAUGAAGAAUAAUUGUAACCAGAAGAAGAGUAGUAAUUCAUCAGGCAUCAUCAAAACUGGAAGCAUGGGUGGAAUUGGUUCAACUUCCAAAUAUCUCACUUUUUAAGACAGGCAAUGAGA